Molecule: messenger RNA, 511 nt
Organism: Sinocyclocheilus anshuiensis
Lineage: Eukaryota; Metazoa; Chordata; Actinopteri; Cypriniformes; Cyprinidae
Product: BDNF/NT-3 growth factors receptor-like
Exons: 5
Cellular component (GO): plasma membrane
Molecular function (GO): protein binding
Source: RefSeq, a predicted model, not a curated record
AUACAUCUCAAAUCAAAAAAGGCUACUUACAAUCAAUGAGGACCAUAUGAAGUUCUACUCAAAUCUCAGGAAUUUAACAGUGACCAAUACUCACCUGACAUAUAUAUCUACGAUGGCCUUCUUCAACAAUUCCAAACUUCAAUAUCUGAAUCUCAGAGACAAUAACUUAUCAACACUCUCUUGGAGAGCACUUCGUAAUUCCAACUUGUCGACUUUGUUGCUCUCCGGGAACCCUUUACAAUGUGAAUGUAAGAACAUCUGGAUCAAAGUCUGGUUGGAUGACAGUGAGAGAGAGGGCCUGCAGUGUCUACAGGAAGGAGGAAGUGCAAAAGCCCUCUCUAGACUCACUCUUAAUUCAUGUGAGUAUCCACGUGUCGAGGUUAUCCCUGCUGUUGUCAAUCAAAUGGCAGGAAGUGAUGCUACAGUGAUGUGUAGUGUGUCUGGAGCCCCGACCCCUGAGCUCUCCUGGAGCUUAAACUCCAGCGAUCCUCCUCUCUCAACCAGCCAUGAG